Glossina fuscipes is the source of this 1510-nucleotide messenger RNA. It is a transcript of the gene eIF4H1, whose product is annotated as eukaryotic translation initiation factor 4H. The transcript has 5 exons. Gene Ontology annotation, molecular function: RNA binding. The record is from RefSeq and is a predicted model, not a curated record. The coding region runs from base 459 to 1466 and encodes 335 amino acids. Lineage: Eukaryota; Metazoa; Arthropoda; Insecta; Diptera; Glossinidae.
ACUACAUAGUUAAAAAUUCCAUCAAAAUUAAACGUGCGCGCGCAACAGCGCACCCUCAUACAAAGAGUGGGUGUGUUAAUAGUUAAGUUAUCAAACUAAAAUUUUGUUAACAUAACGAGCAUAUUAAAAACAAAUCGAAAACCAAAUCGAAGAAGUAAAAAUUUUGUGAAAAAAUUUUUUUGUUUAACCGAACGGAAAUACAACCCUGAGGUCUACGAUUUAUUCGUUUGCUAUUUUUGUUUGAUUUUUUUCUGUUUUGAUUUAUAUACGCCGCCAAUAAUUCCCUAUGUGUAAAAGAAACCAUUAUAUGUUACUGUAAGACAACAAGCAAAGGAGGAAUAACAAAACCAUCAAAAAGAAGCAUUUAUACGUGUUUCAAUUCGCCGCAUAUAUUAAUUUGUAUGAAUAGACAGAGACAGGCAUUGUGUGCUAAAGAAGAGCAUUUGAAAAAAUAAAACAUGGCUGGAAGAGGUGGUUAUGAUCAUUCUAGAAAUUAUGGCGAUCGUGGUGGCAAACAGCUACCAACAGAGCCGCCAUACAUUGCAUAUGUGGGCAAUUUGCCGCAAGGUUUGGUUCAAGGUGAUGUUGUCAAAAUUUUUCAAGAUUUUGAAGUGAAAAAUGUACGUCUGGUCAAAGAUCGUGAAACAGAUCAAUUUAAAGGCUUCUGUUACGUGGAAUUUGAGACACUGGAAAAUUUAGAGCGGGCUUUAGAUUGCGAUGGACGAAUUAAAUUAGACGACAUGGCGGCGCCGUUGAGAAUUGACAUAGCUGAUCGUAAGAAAAAUGAACGCGGUGGUGGUGGUGGCGGCGGAUUUAAUAAACGUGGUCCUCCCCGACAAGGCGGUAGUGGUGGCGGUGGCGGCGGCGGCGGCGGCCAUCAGCAAAAUUAUAAUCGCGGUGGCGGCGGUGGCGGUGGCGGAGGCGGUAAUCGCGGUAAUGAUCGUGGUGGAGAUCGUGGUGGCGAUAAUAGAGGUUCGUACAAUGAUAAUCAUGGUCACAAUGAUAGAAAUCGUAGCGGCGGCGGCGGUGGUAUGAAUAGAGGAUAUAACGAUCGCCCUGCGAAUCGUGGCCGUUAUGGUAAUUUUAACAAUGAUGAACGUUUCAAUGAUCGUAAUCAUCAUGAACGCAAUCACCGCGAGGGCAGUUACGGUGGUAAUAGUCGAGACGGCGGUGGCGGUGGUGGCAGUGACCGCUAUAAUAGCUUUAGCAGAAAUCGUGGCGGGGAACGCGAACGCCAUUUUAAUCACAAUGAGCGUCCAUCGUCGGUGUCAACCUUAGGUAGUAUAGAUGACAGCGAAAGGCCGAGACUACAAUUAAAACCGCGCACUGUUAAUGCUCCUAUUAAUGGGCUAGCGGAAACAAAGCAGGCAGCGGCUAUUUUUGGAAAUGCUAAACCACGGGAAGAAAAACUCAAAGAAUUACAACAAAAUAAUAACUCCGGUCAGACGCAUAAAGACGAAGAGUAAGCAGUGACACGUAUCAAAAAAGCAAGAAAAAAAAAAGAAACAAA